Molecule: messenger RNA, 472 nt
Organism: Aspergillus neoniger CBS 115656
Lineage: Eukaryota; Fungi; Ascomycota; Eurotiomycetes; Eurotiales; Aspergillaceae
Exons: 1
Coding region: 118-375 (85 amino acids)
Source: RefSeq, a predicted model, not a curated record
ACUCGGGAGGGAUCCAUCAGGAAGUCCAAGGCGAGAGAAACACUGAACGAGUCAGGGACCUGGAAAAGGGCAAAUGCCGCCGAAGUAGGUAACGAGUGUUUCUAAGGGCCAGAAUGAAUGGCUAUUGUUCAUUCAAAAUCGUGUCGAAAGUGUUUCAGCCUCAGGUUCGCGCCUAUUGUGUCUAUUCUUGUCUUUGUUGGGCAUUUCAGUCCCGCUCAACCACAACACUGUCUGGCAUUUGUAGAUCUGACAGAUAAUAACUUCCUCUGGCUGUUCUUCAUCCCCUCGUUAACUCUUUGGGUCUGCGUUCUUUCUUUAACUCCCGAGUUGACCUCGUGGUUCUUUCUUUCCUUGCUCAUAAGCCAUAUCAAUUAGCACUUUGCUGCUGGUCAGUCCCUACUCCUCAUUCCUUUCAGUCUACAAGUUUUUGUUGCAGAGUAUAAAGGUGCAUCACAAUCAGAACGGAUAUCCA